Messenger RNA from Durusdinium trenchii, 1524 nucleotides. Lineage: Eukaryota; Dinophyceae; Suessiales; Symbiodiniaceae. The record is from the annotation of a GenBank genome assembly.
AUGGAGUCCAAGCAGAUCCGUAAGAUGCAGCAUGAAGCCGAUGGAUCCGGUCCCUUGAAAGAAGGAGAAGUGAGCCUUGCUGCCGGUCUCCUCCGAAGGGCUGUUCAGCAGCAGCUGAUUGUGAAGGCCAUCGCUGUUUCCAGUGGCAGCAAGUCCCUUGCGGUAGCCUCCCAGACCUUCUUGAGCAACCUUGAGGAAGACACCUAUGCUGGAACUCGCAAAAGCCGUGGCUCGAAGAUGAAUCCAUUUGAAGGUGAGAUGCUCAAUGUCACUUGGCAAGAAGAAGAUUUCAAUGUGCCGCUGCCAGCUGAAGUGAACACAGCUUUGGAGUGGUCCGCUACAGAGAUCAAGCUGCCAAAGAUUGCUCAUAUGAACCUCACCUAUGGUGAAUUCGUUGCAGGGCAAAGUCAGAUUCUGAGCUGUUGGCUUACGCCAAAUUCAUCUUGGACUCGUACGGGUGAGCGCUUGCCAAUCAGUGUGAAUCCUCCUUCCGUGCAGAAGCUGGAGGUCUUUGGACGUGCAUUGGUUGGCUGUCCUUUGUCAGCUGUCCUCCGCUGCGAAUUCUGCGAUCCAGCGUCCUUCAAGCUUCGUUGGAACACGCAGGUCGCUGCUGGAGCUGCUGGCAGCAUAGAAGUUGGCACGGGGAACAUCCUCUGGGUCCCAAAGGCGUCCAAGGGUCGAACGUUGAACUUGGAAGCCGAGCCGGACCAGAGCAUCACUGUGUCUUCGCGAUCCAAGGCAGCUUUGAGGGUUGGCAUCGUGGAGGAGGUUCCACAGGGAUGGCCUGACUCCAGAGUCAGUGCCUUUGGUCCGCGAGAUCCAGGCCAAAUCCGGGUGGUUAGCUUCAAUAUUCUUGCUGUCCCAUACGCAAGAACGCAGCUGGCCACACAGAUCAUGUAUCCAUAUUGCCCCUCCCAAGUCCUUGAUUAUGCAUAUCGACAACCUCUGAUAGGUCGAGAAGUCCACCGGUUGGAUGGUGACAUCGUGCUCUUGCAGGAAUGCACGUACUUCACCUACCUGAAAUUCUUUCAGCCACUCUUUGGUGAACUGUACCACAUCCGCUGUUCAUUGAAAGCGAGCCAUGUUUCUGAGGGAUGCCUCAUGAUGGUGCGGAAGGAGUCUUUUGAGAUCCUUGAAGAGAAGGACUUCCUAUUCAGGAACCUCUUCCGCACCAAUCAGGCCUAUCGGCCCCAGCUCCAAGAGGUUUGUGCCAAGUGGCCUGAUUUCUUAGAAGGCAUCUUGCCACGGAUGUCGACCAUUUUUCAGAUGAGCGUCUUGAGGCACAAGGACUCCGGAAAAGUUCUUGUUGUGGCAAAUACGCAUUUAUUCUACCACCCCAAUGCCAGGCACAUCCGCCUCCUCCAAGUCAUGUGCCUCCUGGGACAGGUGCAAGAGUUCCGCGAGAAGUUCAAGUCUGAAGGUGUGCUUCCUCAUGUGAUUUUGGCGGGCGACUUGAAUUGCCUGCCAGACACUGGGGCAGUGCAGCUGCUGCUGAAGGGAGAGGCGGCCAGAGAUUUCCUAUGA